Anolis carolinensis (green anole) is the source of this 1363-nucleotide messenger RNA. RefSeq names its product centromere protein K (gene cenpk). Gene Ontology annotation, biological process: mitotic sister chromatid segregation; kinetochore assembly. The transcript has 10 exons. The coding region runs from base 143 to 1072 and encodes 309 amino acids. Lineage: Eukaryota; Metazoa; Chordata; Lepidosauria; Squamata; Anolidae. The record is from RefSeq and is a predicted model, not a curated record. Gene Ontology annotation, cellular component: nucleus.
UUGUGUCUCCUUAGUGUAAUCGUACUGUUUUGACAGACUUUGCAAUCUAACUGGUUUCAACUGGUUUGAAUAUUGAUAUAGUUUUGCUAGUGCUAUUUUAAUUAUCUCAGUUAUGUAGAAAAAAACUUUUUUUUUUUACUAAAUGCAUUUAUUUUUCUUAUGUGCUGAUUUGCCCAGUACCCUCCAUUCCUUUGUCCGGGAGAAAGCAGCAUGUAUGGCAGGCCGGAAAAGAGCUGGGAUCCACAGGGCUGAAAAUUUUGCAAACAACAAGCAAAAUAUGUCUCCAACAAUCACCAGCCCCUUAACAAGUUCGGAUGAUGCCAAAGAACAACUCAUAGAAGAAUGCGAAGAAAUGUGGAGAGUGAUAGAAGAGUGUCAGAAUAAAUUAGCACUUCAAGAAACAGAAACUCUUCCGGAUUCAGAUCCCAAGCUUCCAUUGUUAAUGAAACGUUUAAAGACUCAAACGGCAGAAUUUAACCAAUGGCAAAAGAAAGAACCUGGAGUGAUUACUACAAAUCCAGAGGUUCUGGUAACCUUAGGAAGAGACCAGUUGCAGAAAUUAGACCAGGAACUUGAGAUGGUGCUAUCAUCAGUUCAGGCAAGGAAUAAAAACCUGAAGCAAAACUUGCUAAGGGAACAACAGUGGUUGGAAGAACAUCAACGAUUAAUAGACGAUCUCAAUCAAAUUGAGGAAGAACUCAGCAAUGAAAUUGUAAACCUUUCUGAGAAAAGAGUAUUUCAAGAAUUGGAAACCAAAACACUGACAGUUACAGCUUGUAAGGAUAAGAUGCUGACGGCCCUGGGAGAGUUCCUUGAAGAACAUUUCCCUAUCCCUGAGAAAUGUGAAACUACAAGAAAGAAGAGACGUUCAGAGCCAGAGGUACAGCUAACAACAUUACAUGAAAUUUUAGAGAAUCUUAUAGAAAAACAUGUAAUAGCACCUCAUGAUCCAUAUAUAACAAUCAAUGCUUCAUUUUGGCCACCUUAUGUUGAACUUCUUCUGCGAUAUGGGACUGCAUUAAGACAUCCAGAAGAUCCUGACCGAAUACGGCUAGAAAACUUUGACAAUUAGUGAGAUGUAUUAAGAUUAAGCCAUCGCUUAAUCAGUAAAAUAAAAUGAACAAUAAGGGGUAUAAACAUUAUUUUGCCUCAGAAAAUAUUAGUUAAUGAUUUGUAUCUUUCAUGAUAGUUCUUAACGCUGUGUUUGUAAAAUAUAAACUACAAAACGUAUGUUAGUGUGAGUGUAAAAAAUGCUUCUAAUGUUAUUUUAAAAAUAAUUAUUAGCAAAUAAUGCUUGUAUUCUAAAAGCUGUUCAGAUUGUUAAAAUAAGAUCAGUUCUGAUUAAAUGACCAUUUUAAGUUUA